Messenger RNA from Penicillium angulare, 771 nucleotides. Its product is annotated as bifunctional precorrin-2 dehydrogenase/sirohydrochlorin ferrochelatase MET8. Gene Ontology annotation, biological process: siroheme biosynthetic process. The record is from RefSeq and is a predicted model, not a curated record. Gene Ontology annotation, molecular function: precorrin-2 dehydrogenase activity; protoporphyrin ferrochelatase activity. Bases 1 to 771 code for a protein of 256 amino acids. The transcript has 2 exons. NCBI's taxonomy places the organism in Eukaryota, Fungi, Ascomycota, Eurotiomycetes, Eurotiales, Aspergillaceae.
AUGCCCCACGUCAACUCUGAUGUGCAGCUGCAACAUGCGAACUUAGUUUCUGUUCCGCGUUCAAACAUGUCGAAAUUUCCCGAGAUUCAAGGUGGAGGCUCAUUGAUUCUCGCCUGGCAGAUCAAAGACAAGCAUGUGUUAGUAGUGGGAGGUGGUGAAGUCGCCGCCGGGCGCAUUGUACACGCCCUCAAUGCCGACGCCCGUGUUACCGUUGUUUCUCCUGCCUCAGGCCUAAACGAGGAAGUAGCAUACCGAGUGGCCGAAAAGCAAGUGACCCACGUUGAUCGGAACUUCGAGCCCUCGGACCUUGAUGAUGCCGACAUGGUACUAUGCGCGAUUGACGACCCAGAGGCCUCUACACAGGUCUGGAAGCUUUGCAAGGAGAAGAAGAUCCCGGCCAAUAUCGCAGAUGUUCCUCCCGAGUGUGACUUCUACUUUGGUAGUAUGCACCGCGAUGGUCCGCUCCAGAUUAUGGUCAGCACAAAUGGCAAUGGUCCAAAACUGGCCAGUAUCGUGCGCAAGAGGAUCGCACAGGCUUUACCAUCUAAUAUGGGAGCUGCAAUUCAGAACGUGGGAAAGCUGCGAAAGAAGUUACGAGAGGUAGCACCCAACCAGGAGGAAGGGCCCAAGAGAAUGAAAUGGAUGUCUGCGGUUUGUGAGUCAUGGAGCUUGGACGACUUGGUGCAAAUGACUGAAGAGGACAUGGAUGGAUUACUUUCGCAUUACCAGCCGAAUAAAGUGCCAGCACUUCAAGAGGUGCGAAAAUCAUGA